AGUAGUUGAAGUUUGCCUUAACGGUAGACACACUCAAAAGAGAGAACCGUCUCAGUUGAAUAACGUAGUGAACCAAUUAUUUUUUUACAUUUUCUUUAACUGACGUUCAGAUUAAAUUCAUUAAAGAAAUGUAUAGAAUUUUGGCACUAUUGGCGCUCGUCGGAGCUGCUUUGGCCCAAAACCAAUACAACAAGAAUCCUAAGACAGCUGCGAUCUUGAACGAGCAGCGUUAUCUCAACGGAGAUGGUAAAUUUGGUGCGCAAUACAGUCAAGAGGAUGGUGUGGAAUUCAAAGAAGAGAGUGAUGCCGAUGGCACUCGUCGCGGUUCCUACUCUUACGUAGAUCCUUCCGGUCAGAGGCGCACCAUCUCCUACACCGCAGGAAAGAACGGUUUCCAAGCAACCGGCGAUCAUUUACCUUCUGCACCAGCGGCUGCACUUCCGGUUGCCCCGCAACCGCAGUACACUCCACUUCCGCAAUACAACUCACCAGAAUUGCACCAACAGCAAGAGCAAUACCAAGAACCACAGCAGCAAUACCAACCCCAACAACAAUACCAGCCACAGCCUCAACAGCAGCAACAAUACCAACCACAGCCACAAUACCAACCUCAACCACAGCAGCAGCAGUACCAACCGCAACCACAAUACCAACCGCAACCACAGCAGCAGCAGUACCAACCUCAACCUCAGCCUCAACAACAAUACAAUCCCACUACUCAAGCCCCACACAGGUUCUACCCACCCGGUAAACUCUCCCUGAACAGGUCACCAGACGGCUUUAGCUACAGCUUCCAGCAAAAUUAACUAAUCCCUAGUAUAUAAACAGAACUAUUAUUAAAUUAACCCAAUUGUGUAUAAUUCUUUUCCUA
Messenger RNA from Nicrophorus vespilloides, 871 nucleotides. It is a transcript of the gene Cpr100A, whose product is annotated as activating signal cointegrator 1 complex subunit 2 homolog. Gene Ontology annotation, cellular component: chitin-based extracellular matrix. NCBI's taxonomy places the organism in Eukaryota, Metazoa, Arthropoda, Insecta, Coleoptera, Silphidae. Gene Ontology annotation, molecular function: structural constituent of chitin-based larval cuticle. The record is from RefSeq and is a predicted model, not a curated record. The coding region runs from base 129 to 806 and encodes 225 amino acids. The transcript is spliced from 2 exons.